ACUAAAACAGCAGAAAGUAUCAGUUGGUUUUCUUGUGUCCAGGUGAGGUCCAUCAUCAGUGACUUUGCAGUCUUCAUCACCAUCCUGACGAUGGUGUUGAUAGAUUACGCCAUGGGCAUCCCCUCACCUAAACUCCAGGUCCCCARCAAGUUUAAACCCACCAGGGAUGAUCGGGGCUGGGUGAUAAACCCUGUGGGACCAAACCCGUGGUGGACCACCAUCGUCACCUUCAUCCCUGCCCUGCUCUGCACCAUCCUCAUCUUCAUGGACCAGCAGAUCACAGCCGUCAUCAUCAACAGGAAGGAGCACAAACUGAAGAAGGGCUGCGGGUACCACCUGGACCUGUUCGUGGUGGGCGUGAUGCUGGGCGUGUGCUCSGUCAUGGGCCUGCCGUGGUUCGUGGCUGCCACCGUGCUCUCCAUCUCCCACGUCAACAGCCUGAAGCUGGAGUCAGAGUGCUCCGCCCCCGGAGAGCAGCCCAAGUUCCUGGGCAUCCGCGAGCAGCGCUUCACCGGCCUGAUGAUCUUCACCCUGAUGGGCUGCUCCGUCUUUAUGACCUCUGUGUUAAAGUUCAUCCCCAUGCCGGUGUUGUACGGGGUUUUUCUGUACAUGGGGGCUUCUUCACUUCGAGGCAUUCAGUUCUUUGACCGUCUGAGGCUGUACGGCAUGCCGGCCAAACAUCAGCCGGACUUCAUCUACCUUCGUCACGUCCCGCUGAGGAAGGUGCACCUCUUCACCAUCAUCCAGCUCAGCUGCCUGGUCCUGCUCUGGGUCAUCAAGACCUCCAAGGCUGCCAUCGUUUUCCCCAUGAUGGUCUUGGCUCUGGUGUUCAUUCGGAAGCUGCUGGACUUCAUUUUCACCAAGCGGGAGCUGAGCUGGCUGGAUGAUCUGAUGCCUGAGUGGAAGAAGAAGAAGCUGGAGGACGCAGCGCAGGAGGAGGAGCACAGUAUUAUUGCAGAGGAGGAAGGCAUCGUACAAGUCCCACUAGAAGGACAUUACAAGAGUGACCCGGCUACAGUGAACAUCACCGAUGAGAUGUCCAAAGGUUCUUUCGGGGGCGUGUGGAAGAGUUUGACCCCCAAUGAGAGCUCUAAACAGGAACUGAUUUCCAAAAGUUGUGCCAGAGGCAGUGAGAAGCGGCACAAGCGGCGGAGGCAUGACAAGAGCCUGGACAGGGAAACAAGUUUGUGACGACCUACACACUGGUGGUGCCACCGUACUGUCAGCCAGAUAAACACACACACACAAAAAAA
Austrofundulus limnaeus is the source of this 1253-nucleotide messenger RNA. RefSeq names its product sodium-driven chloride bicarbonate exchanger. Gene Ontology annotation, molecular function: sodium:bicarbonate symporter activity; solute:inorganic anion antiporter activity. Gene Ontology annotation, biological process: bicarbonate transport; transmembrane transport; regulation of intracellular pH. Gene Ontology annotation, cellular component: plasma membrane; basolateral plasma membrane. The record is from RefSeq and is a predicted model, not a curated record. Bases 91 to 1191 code for a protein of 366 amino acids. NCBI's taxonomy places the organism in Eukaryota, Metazoa, Chordata, Actinopteri, Cyprinodontiformes, Rivulidae. The transcript is spliced from 9 exons.